AUGAACUCUCACGACUACAACGAAGAUGAGCGGCGUCAGAUCGAAGCCGAGCUCCAUGUCGAAAUCGUUCCUGGAACGGAAGUCAUGACCGAUGUUGGCUCGCACCACUUUGUCAAGGGCUCCCACCGCGAAGUGCUCGUCCCUCAGCCCAGCGACGAUCCAGACGAUCCGCUCAACUGGAGCAUCGGCUGGAAGUUGUCGUGCAUUACCGCAUCCAGUGUCGUAGCUUUCAGCCAGGGAUUCGGUCCAUUGGCUCUUUCGCCCAUGUUCCCAGCGCUCAUUAAAGAAUUCCACACCGACUUGGCUGGUGUUGUUCAGUUUACCGGUGUAUGCAUUCUGGUGCUUGGCUUUAGCAACUUUAUUUGGGUGCCCAUCAGUUCCUCCUUUGGCCGUCGCCCUGUCCUUUUGGCCUCCCAGCUCAUCAACUUUGCCACGUCGAUAUGGCGCGCCAGAGCAAACUCUUACCGCUCCUUCAUGGGCGCAUGCAUCGUCAACGGCAUCGGUGCAGGCCCUGGAGAAACCAUUAUGCCCGAGGUCAUUGCUGAUAUCUUCUUCCUCCAUGAUCGUGGCAAAUGGAACACGCUGUACUGGGUCGCCUACAUGGGCUCGCUCAUGGCCGGUCCUAUCGUGUCCGGUUCCAUGACUGAGACUGUCGGGUGGCGCAACUUCUGGUGGCUGAACACUGGCCUGCUUGGCCUCUCAUUCCUCAUGGUCGUCUUCAUGUUUCCGGAAACGAGGUUCAAGCGCAUCAUACACGACCAGCAUGUGCAAGGGAAACCAGCCCCACAGGACGAGAAGCCACAGGCGCCCGCUACUCAAGAAAAAGAGAAAGACAACAGUUCUGACGGUGAGCGUAGAAACAGCGAUAUCCAGCAAACGGCCACUGCGAACACCGCCGCUGCAGAUGACAAGGAGCUUCAGCACACUGAAACUGCAGAGCGCGAUCCCUAUCUUGGCCGUGGUAAGCCUGCCAAGUGGCAAUGGAAAGUAUUCCAACCCAACGCACAUCCUUUCCGCACCAUCUUGCUCGACCUGUGGAUCCCAUGGAAGCUGUUUACUUUUCCCAUUGUCGAGUUCGCGGCGUUUGUGGUCAGCUGGUCGUGUUCAAGUUUUCUCACCAUCAAUCUUACGCAGAGCCAAGUGUUUGCCGCUCCCCCGUACCAUAUGAAACCCAUGGUGGUAGGCUUUACCAACUUUGCCGUCAUGGUCGGUGCUUUCAUCGGCCUUGCCACUGCUGGGCCGCUUAGCGAUUGGAUUUCGGCGCGAAGCACACGGAGAAACAAUGGCAUUCGUGAGCCCGAGAUGCGAUUGCCAGCCAUGAUACCUUACGUCAUUAUCAUGUUUAUCGGUAACAUUGUCGUCUCGAUCGGCUACGAACGCAAGUGGGCGUGGGAGGUCAUUGUCAUAAUCGGAUACACGUGCGCUGGCAUCCAGGUCGCGGCACUCCCGGGUAUCGUCAGCACUUACGCGGUCGACUCGUACAAGCCCGUUGCAGGACCGCUGUUUGUUGCCAUUACAGUCAACAAGAAUGUCUGGGGUUACGGGUUCAGUAAAUUCAUCACGCCUUGGACGGAACAGGUCGGUUUCAUCCCACCCAUCAUGACUAACGCAGCCCUGGUAACGCUCUGGUGUCUCUUUGGAAUCCUCUUUUGGUGGAAGGGUAAGACGUUCCGUCGCUGGAGCAAGAACAGCAGCGUCCACCGUCACCAAGCCUUGUAA
Messenger RNA from Exserohilum turcica Et28A, 1719 nucleotides. RefSeq lists its product as uncharacterized. The record is from RefSeq and is a predicted model, not a curated record. Gene Ontology annotation, molecular function: transmembrane transporter activity. The transcript has 4 exons. Gene Ontology annotation, biological process: transmembrane transport. The coding region runs from base 1 to 1719 and encodes 572 amino acids. Lineage: Eukaryota; Fungi; Ascomycota; Dothideomycetes; Pleosporales; Pleosporaceae.